Messenger RNA from Bufo gargarizans (Asiatic toad), 2859 nucleotides. Its product is annotated as long-chain fatty acid transport protein 4-like. The coding region runs from base 326 to 2257 and encodes 643 amino acids. The record is from RefSeq and is a predicted model, not a curated record. NCBI's taxonomy places the organism in Eukaryota, Metazoa, Chordata, Amphibia, Anura, Bufonidae. Gene Ontology annotation, molecular function: long-chain fatty acid transmembrane transporter activity; long-chain fatty acid-CoA ligase activity. Gene Ontology annotation, biological process: medium-chain fatty acid transport; response to nutrient; long-chain fatty acid import into cell. Gene Ontology annotation, cellular component: plasma membrane; endoplasmic reticulum membrane; microvillus. The transcript is spliced from 13 exons.
GACACGCUGCUCCUCAGUCUGGCCAUCUGCUAUCGAUUAGUCAGGUCUGACCACGUUCCCGCCGUGCCUUGCGCGCGCCGUCUCUCGACAGGUAUUGAGGGGGUACAGUAAGUGGGGUUCGGACUACACUUCCCAGCGGAUCUGGUCGGCGGCGUCACGUGAUGCGCGGAGGGCGGGGCCUGCGGUUUGUGUCUGUAUGAAAGGGCUGCUCCCGGAAGACCGAGCACACCGGAGGAAGAGUCCGCAGUCUCCCGGCUGGGAAGGGCAUUGGACAGGAGGCUGGGAGUUGUAGUGCUGGCGGAUCGCCGGCUUCUGCCGCAGGAAGAUGCUGCGUCUGGCGUCCUGCUCGUCUCUGCUGCUGCUCUUCAAGGCUGUGGUGGGGCUCCCCUGGUUCCAGUCGCUUGGUGCCGUCUUCGUUUUCUACCUGGGCACCGGAGGAUGGAGGUUUAUGAAGGUUUUCUACAAGACCAUCGGUCGCGACCUAAGAGGCGCCUUUACCCUUGUCCGAGUGAAGUUGCAAGUGAAGAGACACCUGCGAGAGAACAACACCGUCCCCGUCAUAUUUAAGGAAUGCGUCAGACGUCAUCCCAACAAGACGGCACUGAUCUUUGAGAGCACCGGGGCCUCGUGGACCUUCCAGGAGCUGGAUGAGUUUUCCAACGCCGUGGCCAACUUCCUGUACGCCGAAGGUUUCCGGUCUGGGGACGUCAUAGCGCUGUUCAUGGAGAACUGCAAUGAGUAUGUCGGGUUUUGGCUUGGCAUGGCCAAAAUAGGGGUGGAAGCCGCCCUGAUCAAUUUCAACCUGCGUCUCGAUGCCCUGGAGCAUUGCUUCAGCGUCUCCAACUCCAAGGCCGUGAUCUUCGGACAGGAGAUGUCCCAAGCAAUGAUGGACGUCUACGCCAUGAUGGGAAAGUCCGUAAACCUUUACUGCCUCGGGGAGUGUGAUCGCUCAGCACUGCCCCCUAGCACAGAAUUCAUAGCGUCCUUGCUGCAAAGCGCUUCCCGUCUUCCUCCAAAAGACCCCGGGAGAAGUUUCACAGAUAAGCUAUUUUAUAUCUACACCUCUGGGACAACAGGGCUUCCUAAGGCUGCCAUAGUGGUGCACAGCCGAUAUUUCCGCAUGGCUGCCUUGGUGCACUAUGGCUUUGGCAUGCGAUCGGACGACGUGAUUUAUGACUGCUUGCCUUUGUACCACUCCGCAGGUAACAUUGUCGGCAUGGGUCAGUGUGUUCUCCUCGGCCUGACGGUUGUCAUUAAAAAGAAAUUCUCAGCCUCACGGUUCUGGGACGACUGCGUGAAAUAUAACUGCACGAUUGUCCAGUACAUUGGCGAGAUCUGCCGCUAUCUCCUGAACCAGCCAGUGCGGGAGGCCGAGUCCCAACAUAGAGUGCGCAUGGCAUUAGGAAACGGGCUCCGUCCUGCCAUCUGGUCCGAGUUUGUGUCCCGGUUCGGGGUCCCACAGAUCGCUGAGUUCUACGGAGCGACAGAAUGUAACUGCAGCCUGGGCAACUUCGACAACAACGUUGGGUCCUGCGGAUUUAACAGCCGCAUUCUGCCCUUCGUAUACCCCAUCCGACUCAUGAAGGUCAAUGAGGAGACAAUGGAGCUUAUCCGCAGUCCGCAGGGUCUUUGCAUCCCCUGUCAGCCAGGAGAACCUGGGCAGCUGGUUGGCCGUAUUGUCCAGUCAGACCCACUGCGAAGAUUUGACGGUUAUGUGAACGAGUCGGCCACUAACAAGAAGAUAGCCAAAAAUGUUUUCAAACAUGGAGACAUGGCCUAUCUCUCCGGCGACGUGCUGGUGAUGGAUGAGCUGGGUUACAUGUAUUUCCGGGAUCGUACAGGUGACACAUUCCGAUGGAAAGGAGAAAAUGUGUCCACCACAGAAGUGGAAGGCAUCCUAAGUAGGCUCCUGGGGCAAGCGGAUGUGGUGGUCUAUGGAGUAGAGGUGCCAGGAACGGAAGGGAGAGCUGGAAUGGCAGCCAUUGCUGACCCUGAUCAUAAAAGUGAUCUUGAAAAGUUUGUCAAAGACCUGAAGAAGGCGCUGCCUGGGUACGCAUUCCCGGUCUUCCUCCGAUUACUGCCAGAAGUGAACAAAACAGGAACAUACAAAUUCCAAAAAACAGACAUGAGGAAAGAAGGCUUUGAUCCCCUCGUGGUGAAAGACGCCUUGUACGUCCUGGAUUCCCAGCAAGGAAAGUACAUCCGCGUGGACGAUGAAAUCUAUAAAAAGAUCCAAUUGGGGAAGCUGAAGUUGUAGUCUCCAGGUUUUCAGGCUUUUUUUUUUUUUUUUUGCAUUUUUUUAAAUUUCGCUUUGGUUCUGAUCAUGUGACACAGAUCGGGCCCACGAAGCAGACCGGAUUCUUACAUCUCCAGAGAUGAUGUUUGUUCACGUACCAAAGUAUUACGGUAUCUGGGAAAUGGAGGCGGCAUGUGAGAGAUUUUAAAGGGACUUUUUUUUUUUUUAUUGAAAAACUGAGCUUUUCUAAUUUAUUUUGUAGUCCAGAGUUUUAAUUAGCCUGUUAUCUGUCCAACACUCCGGUUUUUGGCUUGGACAAGACCUGCACUGACGAAGGGAAUACGACGUGAACUUUCUAUCAGGCAAUACUGUGAUUGGAGGAGGGGACACAGCGCAGAUGGCAGUGACGCCAUAUUGAAAAAAAAAAGGAAAUGUAGGAAAUUCACGGACCAAUACAUGGUCCUGAUCCGUUCAGGACCUCGCUGCUCUUCACCCUGUCAGCUGUGUUAUAAUCCGGGUUGGGUGAAUGGCCGAACUGUCUACACUUAUACCUCUGUCUUCAGUACUUUUCCAAUCCGGAUGAUAUCAAGCCAUAACAUAGACUCUAUCCUGACAACCCCGAG